AUGGGAGACCUAAAAUUUUCUCUGAACGAUUUGGAAAGCCGAUCUUACAGGGAUUUACAGCAAUUGGCUAAGUCUUUAUGCCUACCUUCUAACGUUAAGAAAGUUCAUCUUAUUGAAAUGGUUCAUGCCAAAAAGUUUAAGACUGCUGUCGAAGUGGAAAACAUUGUACAAAGAGUGAAGAUGGAAAGACGUCAAUUAUCUCAGAUUCGGAAGAAUAUUACCAGGAAAAGGGUUCAUAUGCAGGGCAAAGAAGGAUCAUCUACAAAUAAAAACCUUUCCCCUCCUAUAAGUAACACUCCAAAACAUGCUGGCCACAUUUUAAUUGAAUAUAGCCCAAAAACUCAUCACACAAUCAUGAAAUACACCCAUGAACCCCUACUUCAUUCCCCCCACGUAAAGAAGACAUACUCUUCAAUAAAAACUGUUGACAGCAGUGACCGAAUCCUGAGAAGUUUUAAUAUCAAAAGGCAACUGAUGUCACAAGCAAGUAUAAACAGUAACAUUUUGAAAGUAAUCAAAAGUCAGAACACAAGAAAUUUAAGACCGGCUAUCACUCAGAGACAUAACUAUAUUCCUCAAGAAACAAGAAUUAAUUUGUUCAAUGAAAACAAUCUUUUUCAAAAAGUUAAUGUGACUGCCAAAUGUUUGGGUAAGAAACCCAUUGUGUACAUGCAGAAUCCUUAUUCUAGAGAGACCGCAAUAGCUAAUGAAUCUAGACUGCAAGUUAUUACAGUGCAAGAUAAAUCAGUAAGUUAUGUUACAAAUGCAACCCAGACAUUACCUGUAAUAAAACAAAAAAGGAGGCUCAGCGGAAUCUACCCUAUUGUCACUAAAGAAUCCACUCCAAAUGUAAGUUAUGAAUACAUUCAGAGUAUCGGUUUUCGACGAAGCGAUGGCAAGAUAUCUAAAAUCAAUGCAUUAGUGCAGAAAAACUUGAACAAAGAACAGUGUGCUUCUUCAUGUAGGAAUAUAGAUUUGACCGUUCAAGACUUGAUUAAUUCAAAUAUAGAUUCUCAAAAUCUAACAGAUUGUGUAGUCCAAGAUUCUACAACCAACAUGCAAUAUCCAAAUAUGAGUAGCUUAGAAUAUAUGCCAUCUUGCAGUCAGAAACAAAUUAAUUACUUUGGUAUGUCUAAUGGCGCUUGCAAAGAAAAUGAAUAUUCACAUUCAUCUGUAUAUUAUCACAAGAAGAUCAGAGGUGAACAGAUAAGGUCUCAAAGGAGAAUCAGUGUUCAAAAGGACAGGAAUAAUACAUCUACAUAUGAUGAAGAAAGGUUGCCGAGAAUCAACGAGGUUUUUAGCAGAUUUAGUGAUGUUCAUGAAAAGGAUCUCACGCAACCAAUUUAUGUUCAAGUCAGCAAAGAGUCGGAGAGAAUACUGAACUACCCAAUAUUCGUGUCAAAAGCCAACAAUACCAAUAUGUUGGAGAGCAUGUACAACUUCAAGAACCAAUUCGUAACAAAUCAACCGCUUUUACAAGUAGCUACCACAACUGCAACAAAGUGUGUUUAUAGUACUCCGGUAAUUGCCACUGCAAUGGCGCAGGCAUCCACAGCUACGGUCGACGCUUACUAUGUGUCCCCGUGCGAGCGGGAUAGCCAAUGCAGUAAUGAGGCAAAGAUACCAAGGAUCUAUGAUUUUCUGGCGAUGGCAGAACAAGAUUCUAGACGUUGUAAUGGAUAUAAUUCCAUACUAGAAGAUUUCAGUACAUCUACAUCGCCGUUGGACAGAUCAAGCUUGCAGCAGGCUAAUAUUCCUGAAAUGGUAGAAGACGCUCUGGAAAUAAUAAGCCAAGAUGGGGAUUAUUUGGAGCGAAUAGGAAUGGAUGUUAGGAUGCAGUGCAUACUCUGUUCCUGGGCUGGACCCAGGAUCAUACUCGAGUAUCACAUCAGAAAGGACCAUCCAAAUCAAAUCCAUAAACAAGACAAAAGCGAAUGGAACAUCACAUACACUCUAGGAAACCUAGUUCAACAACAGCUAUGGUUCAGUCAAGUCAUAGAGUAUGAGAAUUCUCUAUAUGUUCUCAGCGCUAAAUACGAAGACCCAGAUUACUUUAUGGCUGUGCUUACGAUGCUCUCCGCAGAUAAUGCACCUAAAACUGCCACAGUAACGAUAUACAAUAAAGUUUCCGGUGAACCGUACACUUGGUCCGGUAGUCUAGAACUACUUCCGCCUACUUUACCCUACUAUGUGGACCGAGUCUGCUUAAAACUGGAAAUAUCCAGAUUGAAUUUAUUACCCAAUAGUGCUAACAUAAAAUUGUUGAAUCGCGAACUAGUUCUUCGCUCACAGAAUAAAGUUGUAGUCGGUCAUCCCGAGUUGAAUGACAUACAAAUAAUUCUGUUUGUCAGUAUUUUUUAUUGA
This is a messenger RNA of Chilo suppressalis (striped riceborer), 2364 nucleotides long. Lineage: Eukaryota; Metazoa; Arthropoda; Insecta; Lepidoptera; Crambidae. The record is from the annotation of a GenBank genome assembly.